Molecule: messenger RNA, 553 nt
Organism: Hibiscus syriacus
Lineage: Eukaryota; Viridiplantae; Streptophyta; Magnoliopsida; Malvales; Malvaceae
Exons: 2
Coding region: 59-538 (159 amino acids)
Source: RefSeq, a predicted model, not a curated record
GGUUUUCACAACUCGAAUCUUACUUUUGUUCUUGUUCUUGUUCCUGCUAUUUCAAGACAUGAAUCUGAUGAAUCAAGCUUGGGUAUGCAACUUGAUGAUCAUGCAAGGGGAUAACUCAAUAUCUAUUGAAUCAUCCCUAGGUGAAAACUCAUCAGAAAACGCCGUUUCUUCAACAUCUUCAUCAGACUUGGUUGAGGAUGCAUCUUCUGCAACAUCAUCAUCAUCAUCGUCAUCCAAUGGACCUCUUUAUGAAUUGUCAGAUCUCAUGGCUCAGCUACCUAUCAGGAGAGGGCUUUCUAAGCAUUACCAAGGGAAGUCUCAGUCUUUCACAUCAUUAGCAAGGGUGAUGAGCAUAGAGGAUCUUCCAAAGAAAGUGGUUAGAGGCAAGAUGAAAUCAUGUAAGAGCUAUGGAUGGGGACUUGAUGGUUGUCAGAGAAGCAAGUCAUAUAGUCCAAAGGCUACCAUAUCAAAGAAGGGUUGUUAUAGUAGUAGCUUUUUCCUGUCUCUAGUAAGACAAGUAGUAAAAUGUAGUGAUUAGUGAAAAAUGAAGGAC